Tremella mesenterica DSM 1558 is the source of this 687-nucleotide messenger RNA. RefSeq lists its product as uncharacterized. Lineage: Eukaryota; Fungi; Basidiomycota; Tremellomycetes; Tremellales; Tremellaceae. The transcript has 5 exons. Bases 1 to 687 code for a protein of 228 amino acids. The record is from RefSeq and is a predicted model, not a curated record.
AUGCCUGUUGACAUAGCCGCAAGAAGGUUGAGUAUAGAUCCUAUAGUUGUCGGUCUUCCGGAAAGACUCGAUGAAGGAGGUUAUAUUCAUUCCCGACGUGUACAGGUUUUCUUGGUUCGGAAUUUGAAGAGAAUCAAUAAGUUGGAAAAGGAUUUGAACUAUCAUCCAACUUUUGAUGGUGGGAGCAAGGAGAAAAGCUUCAGGAGAAGUAAGACGAUAGAACAAGUCACAGAGAAAGGGCAAGAGAGGAUAGACAGAUCCAUGACAAAGAUAGGAGUGGACGUGGGAAAGACAGACCGAGGAGAGAGUGCCAGAACUGAUAAACUCACAGUUGGCUCCCCGCCCGCAGCACUCUACACAGCUGCCGUCGAUACUCAAUAUCGACGAGAUCACUUAUUGACGAUCGGUCGUGGAGGUAGUUGGUCGUUUAAACAAUGGUGCGAUCUAGAAGGUGUUUUGAGGGCGCUCCGACCUGAAGCUACAUUCGUCGCUAUCGUCGAUUAUCGAGUCAUGGUCAGACCUCCUAAUGGGGUAGGAGAACUAAUACCCUUGAUCAUCUCCAUCGAAGAUUGGUCCAUCGCUCGAGAUAGAGAAAGAGAGUUUUAUCUUGAUCUCUUAGAUCGUAUGGAGAGAGAAUAUAGACGUCCACCGGGUCAACCACGCAGGAGGUUUACUCUUUGUGGAUAA